UGUUGCUUCCUUCCUGUUUCAUUCUCUCUCACUUCCUGUCAGCUGACUCAGCUGGAGAAUCUUGAUCUGGUAAACAUCUAUGUUACCGCCUCUGCCCACACUCUGUAUGUAGCCACUAAAAGAGCAAUGUACCGUACAAAGGUUUGCACUGAAGACUAAUUGAAGACAACAGUACUUCCUAUUCAUUUAUGUAACAAAAAAAUACGAACUGUAAACUAUAUUGUUCUCAAGGCUUAAGGUUGUGUCAAGGUCAGUAGCCUGAGCUUAACACAAGUGUCUAUAAAAUGAAAAAAGGUCUACAGACGACAAUCUAAGAGAGCAUAUAAAAGUGGGAAGUAGGUACCAGAUCUGUAGCGUCAAAACAGACAGCAAAGGAGAUGAAACGCAGGCAAGAGAGAAGUUGAAAGGCAGAAUGAGAGAAAACAAAGUUGGGCACUUGGUGAGAAAGAGAGAGAUAAGGAUAAAGUAAAAAGACGGAAAGAGAGACAGAGAUGGAGGUGGGGGGCAGAGAGAUAAAGAUAGCUGAAAGGAGGGAGAUCCGUCAGCGUUGUUUCCUCAGGAUGUGGUUACCACGACGACAAAAAGGCAGCGAGGCAACAUCACUGGUCUCCUCUGACACCUGCAAGUGUGUGAGUGUGUGUGUGUGUGCGAGUAUGAAACUCACAAGUGUGUGUGUGUGUGUGUGUGUGUGUGUGUGUGUGUGUGUGUGUGUGUGUGUGUGUGUGUGUGUGUGUGCGUGUGCGUGUGUGUGUGUGUGUGUGUGAAAGACAGUGUCGUGGUUGCAUUUGUCCAUUCUGUGUGACAGAGUGAAACACUGCAGUGAGAAAGGCAGACAGUGGUAGGACGGAACCAAAAAUCUGAAGCGGGAAAUAAUUAGACACACACCCGGGGCCGCGGAGAACCAGCAGAGACAGUCAGAGAGAACAAUGAGGACCAGCAGGAGAACAGCCAGAACUACAGAACAUGAACAACAGACGAGCAACAACAUAUGUAAGAAGGAAAUUAAGCGCCAAGAACGGAGCAGAGUGUGGUUUCAAGAAAGACAAAUCAACAAAGGCUUAAAGAUUUAACGCUACAGCACACAACCCGGCGGCUUUGUUCUCUAGCUAAACCCAGCAAGUCGUGAUGGACGAACGCUCCUUCCCCAACCUCCACUCCCAUCGCCACCACCCCUCGUAUCACCUCGGUGUCCAGAGCCCAGAGGCCGGAUACCUGUCCUCCCAGUCGGCUCUGGACUCCCUGGAGCCGUACGCAAACAGAGGGGAAGAAUCCGCGCCUUCGUUUCCGACAUCAAACACCUCUUCUGGGGGGAGGAAGGGAAGCAGUGCGGGCGAGAGAGGCUUCCUGAGCACCACCGGUAGCUCUGUGGGUGAGGAGGCCGGAUUGGGAGGCCAUCUUGACGGACCUGGACGCUUGAGCAGCCACUAUGGAGACCCUUGGUACGGCGUGAGCAAGAAAGAGGACGUGUGGGAAGACGGUGAGAGCUGUGGGAGCUCUGCCGACGAUUUCAACGGCAACACAAGCAACCUGUUCUACUCCGUGAACUGUGGGGGCGAGGAAGGUCGGUCCAAACUCAGAGCAAACUAUACCAGCAACACGUACGCCCAGGUCAACUGUGAAGUGAAGAGUGAACCCCUUUACAGCGAGGAAGCAAACGCCGGCCACUUCACGAAGCAGUGCGGUUCCUACAACAGAAGCGCCGGCAGCUUCAGCGACAGCAGCGUUGAUUACUGCCGGACGGAUUUGAAAGGGGCUGAUUUUCUGGGAAGGGAGGAGGACUACGGAUCCAGCUGCGGGUCCGGCGAGGAGCAGCUUCCAUCGGCGGACGCCGAGGGGCCCUGGCUCCCGUCUCCUCUGGUUCAAAGCGGAGAGGAGCGGUGGAGGGGAGCGGCGGGGUGCCCACCCCAGAGGAUCUACCCCCAGAAGCUGGACUCAUUCUCCGAGGCGUUCCUCUCCCAGAGGAAGAGAAGGUUCCCCUUCAUUCCCGGUGGGGACGGCGCCGGGCAGAUGUGGGACUUUGGAGUGGGCAGAGGAGACAACCCUGGGCUGCCGAAGUCCAGGCACAGCUGCGCCUUCGAUUCGGACGCGUACCUGCCCCCCUCCUCCUCGCCCUCCCCCGGCCACCCCUCCCUGCCCUCCUUCCCAUCGCCGUCCGCUUCGUCCCACCUCAUUUCUUCAGUUCUUAGCCCCCCACCCACGCCUCUUCCGCCUCCCUCCCACUCCCCCUCCAAGAUGGACUCCCCCGGCGCGUUCGGGGGAACCGGGCACUCGGUUCCCCAGGGGGGGGACCCGCUCGGCACGCUGCAGUUCUUCACCUCGCGCCUCCCGUCGCUCCCGUCAGUCCACAACGCGGGGAUGAUCUGGAAGAUCCCCAUGCUGUCGCACUGCUAUCCGCAGACGUCGGACGACCUCGGCAGCGGCGACGGCAACCUGAGGCCGUCGCACGGCGGCGACUUUGAGAACAUCCCAGCCCCACACGAAGGCCUGAAGUCUCCCGACUUGCCGCCCCUGCCUUCUUCGGCCCAUCGCCCGUCCCUCCACGCGGCCAGGGCUCUGUGUCCGUCGAACGCGGCGCUCCUCCACCUCUCGUCCCGGUCGUCUCAGCUCCCGGUCCAGCGCUACGAGGAGGCGGAAAAGACGACGCCUUACCUGGCGAUGAAAGCGAAGAACGGGCCGACUGACCAGAACCAACCACAGCAGCAGGAACUGAUUUCACCACAGAAAAAACAACCCCCAGCCUUCACUGGGACCCCGUUCCCCAGCGUCCUUCGCUCCGGCAGGGGUCAGGCCAGGGCUCACUUCACUCCUCCGCCCCUCCUUAAUCCCUGUCGCAGGGGAACGGGGCUGUACUCCUCUGUCUCAUCCCUCCACCUCAGAGAGGAAGUCCCAGCGUGUGGGCAAGGGGACAAGGAGGUGCUACCCCGUGCCAACGUGGGUCCUGAGUUCCAGGCGGAGCUUCCUUCGUGCCCUGUCAAUGCCAAGAAGUCAGGAUUGCGGACAGCUGAUGAUGAGUCUCCCAGGGAACAGUUGCUCUGGAAACCAAAGGAUAGACUGGAUGAGAGCUCCAGCUUGCAAGACCAAGUGGAGAAGCUGUUAUCAGUGUGUAGUUCCAGCUGCCUGCCAGGAGGGGGCAGUAACACGGAGCUGGCUCUGCACCGUCUGCACUACUGUCAGGGGAACAUCCUGGCCACGCUGGAGUCGCUGCUGUUCUCUCAGCCCUCACCAGCAGGAGACUACCACUACUCUGGCAGUGAUGUUUGGACCGACGCUGAAAAAAACGCUUUCAGUGCAGCUCUGGGGGCGUAUGGGAAAGAUUUUGCCCUAAUACAGAAAAUGGUGAGGACUAAGAGCACGCGUCAGUGUGUUGAGUUUUACUAUCUGAGCAAGAAGAUCCUGGACAAGCAGAAAAAGCUGGAGGAGCAGGAGAUCAGAGAUUUGGAGCUGGAGCAGCAGAAAAGUGCGCUGCCCAGCUGUCAGCCAAUGGAGAGACCACAGGAGGCGGUCCCUGUGCCCCCACUGGCCAGUUUCUUCCCCUGCAAGCUGUGCGGAAAGAUGUUCUACAAGAUCAAAUCUCGUAACGCUCACAUGAAGAUCCACCGGCAGCCUCAGGAGGACUGGACCGAUAGGCAGCUGCAGCACCAGCUCCUCACCCAGCGUCUGGCCCUCAGCCAUUCCACCAGCCUCAUACCCACCAGCAAUCUGCUCUCCUCCCAGCCAGCAGCUCUGACCUUUGACCCCUCCGGCCUUCCCGGAGCGCUGAGCAACAAGACUAAUGCCGAAACUGAUCUCAACUCUGUGGCCAAUAGCAACGUCGCAGAUCCCAGCCCUGCCGUGACUUACAGCAGCAUGGCCUCCUCAGACUCUCAUGAAACCAUUCACAUCGGUGCCGGGGACUCGAACCAAAGAGAGCCCACCAUUGUCUUACCUUUCCCCCAGUCCUGGGGAUCAUUUGGACACAUUCCAGACCCCGCUGCCUUCUACUGCUCAGCAGAUGGGAAGGAGCAUGUAGAAGCCGGGGCAGCAGGGAGGAAGGAGCCCCCCCACUGGCCGUAGUGUUCCUCCCAUUGCAUUAGCAUCACUGUGUUGUGAAAAUAGCAAACUGAAGUACAAACUCAUUUUAAUUCAAACUUGUCCAUUAAAUGCAUUUAUAACUUUACUUACUGUACUGUAAAUUUUGGACUUCAGCGUGUUUCAUAUUUAAAUGUUUUUCAAUGCCUUUUAUAUGAAUAAAAAUCUUAUAUUUGUA
This is a messenger RNA of Betta splendens (Siamese fighting fish), 4246 nucleotides long. Its product is annotated as transcriptional-regulating factor 1-like. The coding region runs from base 1126 to 4053 and encodes 975 amino acids. Lineage: Eukaryota; Metazoa; Chordata; Actinopteri; Anabantiformes; Osphronemidae. The record is from RefSeq and is a predicted model, not a curated record. Gene Ontology annotation, cellular component: histone deacetylase complex; transcription regulator complex. Gene Ontology annotation, biological process: regulation of transcription by RNA polymerase II; negative regulation of DNA-templated transcription. Gene Ontology annotation, molecular function: transcription corepressor activity. The transcript is spliced from 12 exons.